UCUCUUUCUCUUGUAGAAUUGUAUUUGCUUUGAGAGUCAAGUGUGACCCCAUCUAUCUCCAUUGUUGUUUCUUUCUCUUAUGCUCUCUACUAAGAAGAAAGAACGGGUUUGUAGUUGUUGGUUUCGUUUCUUUCUCUUUUACAAAAUUUCAUCUUCUCUCUCAGUUACCUGUUUUUUUUUCUUUUUUUCUUCUGUCUCUCUGUUUUAACUUGCCCGUUUGAAUCUAAGCCUGAGAUCUUCCUACGUUUUGAUUGAUCAGUCUCCUGGUGAGUGACCUUUUCAGCUCGAAUUCGAUUAAAAAGGUUUGAUUCUUUCUGUAGGUGUUAAUUUUUUUUUCAGUCAUUUUCUUCUUUUUUCAUUGGUUGCAGACAAAGAAGAAAAACAGAGUGAGAGAUUAGAUAGAGAAAGGGGUUUUGAUGUUACUCGUGUUUGUAGUCUCUUUCUUAAUCACUGUUUGAUGCAUUCUCUCAUGUUAUAAAUAAAUAAAACAUCUCUUCAAACUUUUUGUGAGUGUGUUUGUGUGGUGCCAAUAGAAAAAAAAUAUCUACGUUGAUCUCUCUUCCUUUUUGGAGUAUUUUUUUUUUAAAAAAAAAUUGUAAGAAGAAAAACAGAGAAACUUUUUUCUCUUGAAGACUCAAAAAGGUUCAGACCCACAAGUCUUACCUUACCUUUACUUGGUCAGCUUUGAUAAAACUAGCUCAGCUGAGUAAUUAAAUUCAUCAUUAGUGUUCUUGCAUAAAAGUCGGUGGAACCAAAAUAAAAGAUAUCUAUUUCCAUAGUUGAAUCAUCAUUGCUCUUUGUGGUAGUGAUAAUCGGGAUCUAAAGCUUUCAAAUCUUUCUCGCUGGAGGACUGUAAAAUAGUUGGUCUGGAGUGCAUUGUUAAUAUAAUCAGGGCCCUGAGAAUGGGGUCCUGUUUAUCUGCAGAGAGCACGAGUCCUACACCGGGCUCUCCUUGCUCUCCUGGCUUUGGUGUGAAGAAGAGGAAGAACUCUAAGAAGAGACUUGGUUCCAGGAACUCCUCCUUUGAUUCCAGGAGAGAAGAUUCCUUGCAUCAGGUUCCGGGUCGGAUGUUCUUGAAUGGAUCAAGUGAGGUUGCUUGUAUCUUCACUCAACAAGGCAAGAAAGGGCCUAACCAAGAUGCCAUGGUUGUUUGGGAGAACUUUGGUUCAAGGACAGAUACAAUCUUCUGUGGAGUGUUUGAUGGGCAUGGUCCAUAUGGUCAUAUGGUUGCAAAAACAGUCAGAGACAAUCUUCCUAUUAAAUUAAGUGCUUAUUGGGAAGCUAAAGUACCAGUUGAAGGUUCUCUAAAGCCCAUCAGCACCGUCAAUAAUUCCAACAACUCUGAAGAUGCUGCUGAGGAAGAACCUAAGCCAUCUGUCGACAUGGAGGAGGAGGAGAACACGGAUUCUGAAUUGUUUCAAACUCUGAAAGAGGCGUUUCUCAAGGCUUUCAAAGUUGUGGACAGAGAACUUAUAUUCAAUGGAAGCGUUGACUGUUUCUGCAGUGGUACAACAGCUGUGACUUUGAUCAAACAUGGUGAGUAUCUAGUUGUUGGAAAUGUUGGGGACUCUAGAGCUGUGAUGGGGACAAGAAACGGUGAAAAUGGUCUUGUUGCUGUUCAACUAACUGUGGAUCUCAAACCAAAUCUCCCAGCUGAGGAAGAGAGAAUAAAAAAGUGCCGAGGACGUGUGUUUGCGCUUAGAGAUGAACCUGAAGUUUGUAGAGUUUGGCUGCCAAACUGUGACUCACCUGGACUUGCAAUGGCACGUGCUUUCGGUGACUUUUGUCUGAAAAACUUUGGUCUAAUCUCUGUCCCUGAUGUAUCAUUCCGUAGAUUAACCGAAAAAGAUGAGUUUAUUGUCUUGGCUUCAGAUGGGAUAUGGGAUGUACUGUCAAAUGAAGAAGUAGUGGGGAUUGUAGCUUCAUCACCAUCACGUUCCUCUGCGGCAAAAGCUAUAGUUGAGUCUGCGGUUAGAGUUUGGAGAUACAAAUACCCGACCUCCAAAGUCGAUGACUGUGCUGCGGUUUGCUUGUAUCUAGACUCUAACAACACAAACGCCUUAUCUACAGCUUCUGACAAUGAUGAUGAAAUAGGAGUAAAAAGCGGUACUAGUGUCAGGACGAGUAAAGAGAUUGCUCUUGAUGAAAACGAAGCUGAGAGGCUGAAAAAAGAAGAGGAUAAUAUGGGUACAGAGCAUGGAACAGAGUAUUCUGCACUAGAAGGUGUUGCAAGAGUUAAUACACUUUUGAACUUGCCAAGAUUUGUGCCUGGAAAGUGAAAAGAAAGGAGAGUUUGAGGUGAAGAAAGAAUCAUAAUCAGAUAAAAAAUCCAGGAGAGAUUGCGACUUUUUUCCUUCGUUCUCACGUUUCUACAUUUGAUCUCUUAUUCUUUUCCUUUUUUGUUCCAUAAUAUGAGAUUGUGCAUUCAUAUUGUUUUUUUUUUUUUUUGAGAUUGUUAUGAUUACCGGUUCUUACACUA
Messenger RNA from Raphanus sativus (radish), 2479 nucleotides. Its product is annotated as probable protein phosphatase 2C 33. The transcript is spliced from 6 exons. Gene Ontology annotation, biological process: protein dephosphorylation. Gene Ontology annotation, molecular function: protein serine/threonine phosphatase activity. Lineage: Eukaryota; Viridiplantae; Streptophyta; Magnoliopsida; Brassicales; Brassicaceae. The record is from RefSeq and is a predicted model, not a curated record. The coding region runs from base 903 to 2279 and encodes 458 amino acids.